This is a messenger RNA of Acanthosepion pharaonis, 768 nucleotides long. Lineage: Eukaryota; Metazoa; Mollusca; Cephalopoda; Sepiida; Sepiidae. The record is from the annotation of a GenBank genome assembly.
AUGAAUAUUAAAAUUAGUUUUUUUUUUUUUUCCGCUGAAGGAAAUGUUUUCGAACAAAUCGCUUGUGAGCAUCGGCUGAACAGACGGGAACAUACAUGGCAGAUGGUGAUUUGUCAAUGCUUUUUAUUUAAAUCUCUUUUUCAUAUAUUCAUUUCCUCCUUCUUUCUCCAUCUCUCUCACACUAAUAUACAUCUCUCUCUCUCUCUCUCUCUCUCUCUCUCUCUCUCUCUCUCUCUCUCUCUCUCUAGUACUCAGAACAUCUUGCGUCUUUUUUUCUUUUCGUUCUUAUUUCUUCCUUCCAUCUCUAUUUCUCUUGCACACUCAUUCCCUCUCUCUCUCUCUCACACACACGCGCGCGCACGCGCGCUUCCUAUCACAUAUACAUAUUUCCCUCACUUCCUUUCUUGCUCUCUCUUUUUUUCACUCUCUCUCUCUCUCUCUCUCUCUCUCUCUCUCUUCCUCUCCCUAAUCAGCUUACGCCCUUUUAAACUGUUCUGUAAUUCAAUAAUAGUAGUUUGUCCUUGCUCUCUCUCUCUCUCUCUCUCUCUCUCUCUCUCUCUCUCUCUCUCUCUCUCUAUUUCACUAUUUCUUUUUUCUCUCGUUCUGUCCCGCACACUUACUUUCUCUUUCACUCUCCCUUUGUCUCUUUCUCUCUUCACCUCUAUCCGUCUUCCGCUAUCUCCCUCUGUCACAUUCUCUUUCUCUCUCCUCCAUGUCCCCUUCCCUCUUUCUUUCUACCUCCCUCUCUCUUUCGCUGUCUGUGUAUAG